AGAGAAAAGAAAGAGAGAGAGAGAGAGAGAGAGUGAAAGAGAGGGAAGAAAAAUGUGGAUUCAAGUGCGUACUAUCGACGGCAAACAAACCCGGUGCAUCGACGACUUGUCCCGACUGACCAAGAUCGAGGGCUUGAGGGUGAAGAUCCAGGAGAGCUUCAGUGUGGACCCGGACUGCCAGCGCCUGUUCUACAGAGGCAAACAGUUGGAAGAUGGCCAUACACUGUUUGAUUACAACGUGGGACUGAAUGAUAUCAUCCAACUUCUGAUCCGCCAGCCUUCGACCUCCACGGCGAAGAAAAAGGAAAAUGAGAUUGAGCUAUCUGACAGCGACUCCGGCUGUGGUUCUUCGCAGAGCGAAUGUGACAAAACCUCCAGCGGGGAAAACAAUAAAAAGAAUCGUCCAACCACAUCGACUCGAUCAUUUCUCAUAGAUCCAGGCUUCGGGUUGUACAAGAUUAACGAACUGGUGGACGCUCGCGACCUUGUCAUCGGAGCAUGGUUUGAAGCUCACGUUGUGAAUGUUACACGCAGCACAAAGGGACAGAAAAGUGUAACGCUGAAAAAUGAUGCUAACGGAAAUGAAAGGACAGGAGCAAAUGCUCAGUGUACUAAAGAUCCCUCGGACCAAGAGCAGUCACAGCACUGUAGUGGGAUCACAUCAAAUAAUUCAGACUCUACACCUUCCACAUCUAAUGUGGCACCUACGAACAAUGAUAUUGUAUAUCAUAUCAAGUAUGACGACUAUCCAGAGAAUGGAAUAGUGGAAAUGCAUGCAGAAAAUGUUCGUCCACGGGCAAGGACCAUUUUGAAGUGGGAUCAGCUACAAAUGGGACAAGUGGUGAUGGUGAACUACAAUUUAGAGAUACCAGAAGAACGCGGCUUCUGGUUUGACGCAGAAGUUUCUGCUAUGAAGGAAACGUCAAGGACAAAUAAAGAAAUCUUUGUUAAAAUCCUCUUGGGUGGUCCUCUGGACAUCAUAGGUGACUGCAAGAUUCAGUUUUUGGAUGAAAUCUACAAGAUCGAAGAACCUGGGACAGAUCCGAUCACGUUGGCAGAGGGGCAGUUUAAAAGAAAGAGUGGUCCUGAGUGCAAAUACUGCAAGGCAGACCCCGACGCCGAGUGCAGAUUCUGUGCUUGUCGUCUAUGUGGUGGGAAGCAGGACCCAGCUAUGCAGCUCUUGUGUGAUGAGUGCAAUAUGGCGUAUCACAUAUACUGCUUGAACCCUCCACUGAACAAGAUACCAGAGGAUGAGGACUGGUAUUGCCCUUCAUGUAAAAAUGACACCAGCGAAGUUGUGCGAGCUGGGGAACUGAAGGAGAGCAAAAAGAAGGCGAAGAUGCCAUCCGCCAGCACUGUCAGCCAGAGAGACUGGGGCAAGGGCAUGGCCUGCGUUGGGCGAACAAAGGAAUGUACAAUAGUUCCUUCCAACCACUAUGGGCCCAUUCCUGGGACUCCUGUUGGCACAAUGUGGAAGUUCAGAGUUCAGGUGAGUGAAGCAGGUGUCCACAGGCCACACGUUGGAGGAAUUCAUGGACGAAGCAAUGAUGGCGCAUACUCCCUGGUUCUUGCCGGCGGCUUUGAGGAUGAAGUGGAUAGAGGCAAUGAGUUCACGUACACCGGGAGUGGAGGCCGAGACCUCUCUGGAAACAAGCGAAUUGGAGAGCAGUCCUAUGAUCAGGCAUUAACCAACAUGAACCGGGCAUUGGCUCUUAAUUGUGAUGCCCCGCUGAACGAUGAGAUUGGAGCAGAAGCUCGAGACUGGAGAGCUGGGAAACCAGUCCGUGUUGUCAGGAGCUCCAAAGGACGCAAAGUCAGCAAAUAUGCACCGGAGGAAGGCAAUCGCUACGAUGGAAUUUACAAGGUGGUAAAAUACUGGCCAGAAAUUGGAAAGUCGGGCUUCCUUGUGUGGCGUUAUCUGUUGAGACGCGAUGAUGUAGAGCCCUCUCCUUGGACUCCAGAGGGAAAAGAUAGGACAAAGAAGCUGGGUUUGAAGAUACAGUAUCCUGAAGGUUACCUGGAAGCUAUGGCCAACAAGGAGAAAAAAGGGAAGAAGCCGGACGCCAGAACCACCAAGGUGGACAAUCGCAGCAGAACAACUCCAAAGAGGCAGCAAGGAAACAACGCUGAGAAUGCGACUGAGCCAGUGGCUGUGACUCCACCUCCAGUGAAGAGCAUGAAGCUUGCUCAGGAUGACGCUGAGGGAGAAAAAUACCAGCUUACAUCACAACAACAGUGGUUGAUCAGAGAGGACUGCUUAAAUAAGAAGCUUUGGGAUGAGGCUCUUGCCUCUCUUAUGGAAGGCCCGAAAUUCUUGCGGAGAUUGGAGCAGAUCUUUAUGUGCAUUUGCUGCCAGGAAUUGGUUUUCCAGCCAAUCACCACAGAAUGCCAGCACAAUGUCUGCAGGAGCUGCCUGCAGCGAUCGUUCCGAGCCCAGGUGUACACUUGUCCGGCUUGCCGUCAUGAACUUGGAAAAGACUACAACAUGGUCCCCAACAAGGUUCUCCAAUCUAUUCUGGACCAGUUUUUUCCAGGAUACAGCAAGGGACGAUGACACUCAUCGGUGUAAAUGGCUCUCCCAUCUGCACACGUUUUUACAAGGGGGAAAUAGAGAGAGAGCGAGAGAGAGAAGUAAUUCAAUGAUGGACCAAUAGGCCUGAAGGCAAACAACUUGAGACAACCAUUGUAGAACCGCUAAUGUUUCUUCCCCCAUUGGACCAUCUUAAACAUCUCAUUAUUAUACAGUGCAUAAUGCAGUAUAUUGCUCUUAUUCCAUUGACUGUCUGAUAACAUCUAAGGUAGUUCUUGCCAAUCUGUAGACUAAAAUUGCUCAGUACCAAAAUAUAAAUUGGUCUGAUGCUUGACUUUUUAAAAAAAAAUACUACCUCAAGACAGUGGAAAGGAAUUUAAGGGGAGUUUUCAGUCAAAACGAAGUCCAGCUACACACUGCCUCCUCAAAUUGAUAUUAUCUGUGCCUGGUCCAUAAAUGCUUGGUUUUGAAAUGUAAUAGCACUGAAAAUUAUAAAUGAUUUUAAAGUAAUUCUGUGGUGAGUAUAUCUCUCUUUACUUUGAUUUUAUAAUGUUGCUAUUUUGAAAACAUUUUUAAAAAUUAAAAAACAGCAAGUUAACAGGCUUUUCUUGUGAGGUUAAGUGUGGUUUCUUGUUAUAUUUUGAACGGUUUGACUACUAAUGGCUUCUAAGGUUAAAAUUCUGUAACAUUGUAUCUCCAUUAGUGUUCAGUGAUUUCUGUAUUAUGUUUGCAUUUCAAAAUGCAUAAAAGAAAAAAAAGCACUUCUAGUUGAACAGAAUACAUUAUGUAAAAAACAUUUGUUAUUACUGAAUAUGCCACUUUUAGAAUUUUAGUCGCACAUUAUAUAUAUUAUAACUAGAUUAUUUGUUUGUGGCAAUUAUGUCUGUAUCGGUGUUUAAGCAAUGCUAGCUUGGAGAGGGUUAGAAAAACUAUUCAUAUUUGUGAUUUUGAAAUUUGAUAUAUAUUCCUUGACCAGUACUUACCAAUAAACAUGUUAACAUUUGAAAUGUA
Callorhinchus milii (elephant shark) is the source of this 3541-nucleotide messenger RNA. RefSeq names its product E3 ubiquitin-protein ligase UHRF1. Lineage: Eukaryota; Metazoa; Chordata; Chondrichthyes; Chimaeriformes; Callorhinchidae. The record is from RefSeq and is a predicted model, not a curated record. Gene Ontology annotation, molecular function: ubiquitin protein ligase activity; protein binding. Gene Ontology annotation, biological process: negative regulation of gene expression via chromosomal CpG island methylation; protein ubiquitination.